AUGACGACGUCGAGUACGGCUGCUCUGCACUCGUGGCGGGUGCUGACAUCGUCUCUCAAAGCCAAGGUGAGUCUUCAAAUGACGCUUUGCGGUGGCCAGUGCUUUCACUGGCACCGAACGCCGCGCGGCACGUUUGUUGGUGCCAUUGGCGACGGCGUCUUUGAGCUGCGCGAGGCGCAGUGCACUGCAAAGCUGAAAAAACAGGAACUGCGAAGGACCGCAUCACAGCCGCCAGUGUCGACAGAGGCGAAGCAGCGGCACCAGGCGAACGCUCCUGCAUCCACCUCGGAGGCUGUCAUGGGCAAGAGCGACUGCUUCUCAUGCUGCUGGAUAGAGUACCGGCGACUAUGGCCGCUAGCUCACCCAGUGCGCCUCAGUGGCAAGGGUCGCACGAGCCCACUCCCAUCAUCAUUGCGGCCCACAGGUGCAUCAUCAGCGCCCACCGUAGGGGAGAGUGACGAGGAGAUGCUGAGUCGCUAUCUCUCUCUCGAUGUCGAUCUUGACAAACUGUGGCAGGAGUGGACCGACUCGCCAGAGACUCGCAGGCAUCCCCUCGUGGAAUACCUCGUCGGCAAUCGCCUUGAGCGACAAUUCUUGGGCAGCGGUCACGACCAGCGUGUUUGCGAGCACGACGAAGCACAGGCAAACCUGUACAUUCCCAUCCGUCAUGUUCGGCAGGAUUUGCACUCUUGUCUCUUCUCCUUCCUGUGCUCGCAAAACAACAACGUCACGCGCAUCACAGGCAUGAUCUACGCACUCUCCCGCGCCUACGGCGACCACCUAUGUGACGUCCAACUCGCCACUGGUGAGGUGCGAGCACCGCGGACGUCGGCUGCUGAUUGGCGGUCCAAGGCGACACAAAGGAAAUUCCAGUCGGCCGCCGCCGCAAUCAGGAGAGACACCAUUGCAUAUCCGUCGCUGAAGCCGCACAGCUCAAGCACCAACGCUCCGGAAUGGCUUUCGGUGUACAGCUUCCCCUCACUCGAGCAGCUGGCGGCUGCCACGGAGGACACGCUGCGCAGCCUCGGCUUUGGCUACCGCAGCAAGUACAUGGUUGAGGCUGUCAGCUUUAUCCAGACGCAGUUGCCUCCACCGGAGCUCCAGGACAAAAAGGCGGUGGAAGGGAAGAUGCACUCCCCUCCGCACCUAAUACGGCAACAUGGGGCGUGCUAUCGAAACGGCUUCUACUCUGCUGUGCUGAGCCACCACAGCCACCACCACCAGCAUCAACGGGACAUGCUGCUUCUCCUGCCGGGCGUGGGGCGCAAAGUGGCAGACUGCGUGGCGCUCUUCGCGCUGAACCGCACCCACAUUGUCCCCGUGGACACGCACAUGGCGCAAGUUGCGGUCGAGUACCUUGCAGCCCCACGCGCCGUGACGGCGGUGGGUCGUAAGCGUUCUCGUCGAGGGUGUCCGUUGCCCGAAGAGGAAGCCCACUCACCAGAUAAUUUGCUGCUGGAGUGGAGGAAGCAGGCGGAGGCUCUCAAGGUGAAGAAAGGCGCGUCGCCAGCGUCGGUAAAGGCAAUAGGGGAACACGGAAGCUCCGCAGCGUCCCCGCCGCGUGCCUCACGAAAAACGCCUCUCCCACCGUUGUACGAGCGGCAUCAUAACGCCAUUCAGGACGCCUUCUGGAAGCUGUUUGGCAACUAUGCUGGGUGGGCUCACAGCAUUCUCUUCUACUACCGCAUGCGCAAGUGA
Leishmania mexicana MHOM/GT/2001/U1103 is the source of this 1698-nucleotide messenger RNA. RefSeq names its product putative 8-oxoguanine DNA glycosylase. Gene Ontology annotation, cellular component: nucleus. Lineage: Eukaryota; Euglenozoa; Kinetoplastea; Trypanosomatida; Trypanosomatidae. The transcript has a single exon. The coding region runs from base 1 to 1698 and encodes 565 amino acids. The record is from RefSeq and is a predicted model, not a curated record. Gene Ontology annotation, biological process: base-excision repair; base-excision repair, AP site formation; nucleotide-excision repair. Gene Ontology annotation, molecular function: 8-oxo-7,8-dihydroguanine DNA N-glycosylase activity; damaged DNA binding.